This is a messenger RNA of Solanum dulcamara, 967 nucleotides long. RefSeq lists its product as uncharacterized. NCBI's taxonomy places the organism in Eukaryota, Viridiplantae, Streptophyta, Magnoliopsida, Solanales, Solanaceae. The record is from RefSeq and is a predicted model, not a curated record. The transcript has a single exon. Bases 76 to 699 code for a protein of 207 amino acids.
AUUGCCUUAUUACACCAUCCAAGUGCAUCCACAAUACCAAUUGGAAAGUUCACUCGAAGUGCUUGAGAACAAAUUAUGAGUGUUCCAAAGGAGAAAGUUGCUGGUUCCUCAAAAGAUGAAACGAUUAUUAUAGCUCAACAACUAAAAAUGCAAUUUCACAGCACCAGAAAAGGGGAUCUGGAAACCAUCGAAUCUUAUGUGAAGAAAUUGAAAUCCAUAGCCGAUUCCCUAGCCGCUAACGGCAAUCCUCUAUCAGAUCCAGAUUUAGUUUUGCAACUUCUCGCUGGUUUGCCUUCUCCUCAAUACUUGCUCCUCAAAAAUACAAUCUCGUCUCAAUUACCUCUCCCAAAUUUCUCAGAGGCUUGUUCCAUGCUUUACCAAUACGAGAAAUCAACAUCAACUCCUCCUCCUCCUCUUCCUCCUCCUCCAGAAAAUAAUAGUAAUUCGAGCAAGAGUACUGUGGAGAUGAUCCAUGAUAUAGCAAGUACAGUGACAACUGUAGCUUCAAUAGCACGCGAAUUUUGGAAUGUGCUUGGACCCUGGUCUGGUGGUCGUUCUUCAGGAACACCGCCGAAUCCGAAGCCAAAGUCGGCUUCAGGAAAUAAGAAAAACGGACGUACUGGAGGAAGGGGAAACAAUAACAGAGGCAGAGGAGGAGGAGGAGGCGGCUCUUCUUCUCGCAAUUCUGGUCGAAAGUAGUAUGGAGUAGUAAAUUACUAUCAUAAUACAUAAAUUUGUUAUUUAAUUUAAUUUGAAUUCAGCUAAUAUCUAUGCCCUAUAAUUUUUGGGGUAUAAAUAGAUGUUGAUUUCUCGCAAUAUAAAAUGCCAUGUUUAUGUAUUAUGACUAAAUUAUUUGAUCAAAAUUGAUUGUUAUGUAUCUAUAUGUUACCCUUGUUCAUGCUGUGUUGUUCCCUGAUUUCAAGUUAUAUGUAAUCAAAGACUGAACUGGUUUCCAGUUUACUUAUUA